UCGAUUAGUUAGUAUGUUAAUCAAUAGAAUUAUUAAAAAUGGUAAAAAAUCCCUUGCACAAAGAAUUACAUAUACAGCCAUGGAUUUGAUUCAAGAUAAAACUCAUGCCAAUGCUAUUAAAAUUUUGGAAAAAGCUGUAAAAAAUGUUACUCCUUUAGUAGAAGUAAAGGGCAGACGUAUUGGAGGUUCAACAUAUCAAGUUCCUAUUGAAGUAAAAACCUAUAGAGGUACUAAUUUAGCCUUAAGAUGGCUAAUAAAUGCAGCAAAAAAAAGAACAGGAACAAAUAUAAUAGUCAAACUCUCUAAUGAGAUUAUUGAUGCUUCGAAUUAUACUGGUAAUGCUAUUCGUAAAAAAGAAGAAGUUCAUAAAAUGGCUGAAGCAAACAGAGCUUUUGCCCACUAUCGUUAUUAACAACAAUUAAAAUUUUUUAAUAUUAA
Galdieria sulphuraria is the source of this 438-nucleotide messenger RNA. Its product is annotated as [pt] small subunit ribosomal protein S7. Lineage: Eukaryota; Rhodophyta; Bangiophyceae; Galdieriales; Galdieriaceae. The coding region runs from base 14 to 412 and encodes 132 amino acids. The transcript has a single exon. Gene Ontology annotation, molecular function: structural constituent of ribosome; mRNA binding; rRNA binding. The record is from RefSeq and is a predicted model, not a curated record. Gene Ontology annotation, biological process: translation; ribosomal small subunit assembly. Gene Ontology annotation, cellular component: ribosome; small ribosomal subunit.